Messenger RNA from Psylliodes chrysocephalus, 936 nucleotides. NCBI's taxonomy places the organism in Eukaryota, Metazoa, Arthropoda, Insecta, Coleoptera, Chrysomelidae. The record is from the annotation of a GenBank genome assembly.
AUGGAAGUCCUUUUCGAUUUGAAAAAAUUAAGAGCUGCCGAAAACAUGCACGCUCGACGGGACGGCUAUCAACAGCAACAAAAAUAUUCGGAAUGGCGGCAAUUGUGGUAUCCGAGUUUCGAGGACUUCUCGAGGGCCGAAGCCAUGACCGGAGCCGAAAACAAUACAAUUACCAAUGUAACAGUGCAAUUGGGAGCAACCGCUUACCUACAUUGUCAUGUUCGGAGCACCGGGGACAGGACAUUGGCUGGAGCAGAACAAGUCUCUUGGGUACGACGAAGAGACUGGCACAUUCUGUCUUCAGGAGUAUUCACGUAUACCAACGAUGAACGGUUCCAGAUAUUGCACGCCGAGGGUUCCGACGAUUGGACCCUGCAGAUCAAAUAUGUUCAAAAACGGGAUAAUGGGACUUAUGAAUGCCAAGUAUCAACUGGUCAAGGUCUCAUUUCCCAUUUUGUGAAUCUACAAAUUGUGGUUCCUGAAGCCACCAUACAGGGUAUAAGAUCAGGAGAACAUCAUGUAGAUAUUGGUAGUAUUAUCGAUCUCGUUUGUAUUAUCGAAAGGCACGGACCAAAAAACGCGUCAUACCGAUCACCUAUCAUACAAAAUAAAAUAAUUGAUCUCUGUGGUGCUUCAAUAAAGGAACAAAUCAUCUCAAAUGUUAAAAAAGCUUGUGCUUAUAUCAUUCUGGCUGAUGAAACUGCAGAUAUAUCUGGCAAGGAACAGCUUUCUGUUGGAUUACGUUUCAUUGACGAAAAUACCAACGAAAUCAAAAAAGAAUUAUUAGGCUUUGUAGAACUUGAAGAACUAAAUGUAGUAAGUAUUGCCAAAGCCAUUGAUGAUUUUGUGACAAACUUAGAUCUAGAUCCUGAUAAGUGUGUGGGGUUAGGUUUUGAUGGAUCUUCCACCAUGUCUAGAAAAGAGGCAGGCGUGUAA